GUUAAUGUUGUUAUAAGACAGUCUGUGGUAUUGUUAUUGUUUGGUUGCGACUUUGAAAUUUGAAGUAGUCUUAUGGCAUUUAUGUACAUUUAAAUUACUUAUUUUAUCUUGCCAUGAUGAGCCUCUGUGUCUUAAGAGCAGCAUCACGUCUCCACGAGCGUAUUGCUUAUACAAAAUUACUACCGGCGCGUGUAAUUCAACCCUACAGAAAGCAGCAGUAUGAAAAUCAGGCAUUGAAGAAAACUGUUCCCAAUGUUUUCACUCGUAAUAUGGCCACUGAUGUACCUGAUGAUAGGAGAUUAAACACUGAGGAGUUAAUGGAUCUCAUCAAAAAGAAGGAAGUUCUGUUAAUAGAUGUAAGAGGCCGAGAGGAAGUGAAACUAACUGUUAGAAUACCUCAGAGUCUUAAUAUCCCAGUGAGUGAAUUUACUACUGCUAUGAAGGUCCCAGAUCAAAUGUUUAAGCAGAAAUAUGGUUUUGAUAAACCACAACCAGAUGAUCCAGUUGUUUUCAUCUGUACUACUGGAGCAAGAAGUUACAUAGCUCUGAGAAAUGCUCUUCGAAUGGGCUACAAAAACUUUAGUACAUCAGCAUGGUGCCAAGAUGCUCAGAAAACACCUGUAAAGAUCAGUGCAGACAAAGCACUCUCUUAUGAUGACCUUGUAAAUCUAAUAGCCAGAAAAGAACUUUAUUUGGUUGAUGUUCGGGAGCCUCGUGAGCUACAAGAAACUGGAGAACUUCCUGGAAGUGUUAAUAUUCCUUUGACCGAGCUCCAGAGUGCUUUAAAAGAUCUCUCAGAAAAUGAUUUCCAAAAGAAAUAUGGAGCAAAGAAGCCCGGCCUGAAUGCACCUCUGAUAUUUUCAUGCCGUUCUGGAGCAAGAAGCUUAAAAGCCUUGCAGCUCGCGCUGGAUCUUGGAUACACAAAGGCAAAACACUACAAAGGUGGUUACUCAGACUGGGAAGAGCACACAAAACCAAAAACCAGCUAGAAAUGACAAUUCGAUAUUGGUACAUGUGAGACUCUGCAGGAAUUUGCUUGAGAGGAUAAAAUGCUUCAGAGGAUAAAAUGUAGUGCUUUUUUCUAUCUGCCUUAAUAAAAUGCAACUUUUCAUUUU
Messenger RNA from Schistocerca serialis cubense, 1115 nucleotides. RefSeq lists its product as uncharacterized. Gene Ontology annotation, molecular function: thiosulfate-cyanide sulfurtransferase activity. Gene Ontology annotation, cellular component: mitochondrion. The transcript has 6 exons. The coding region runs from base 114 to 989 and encodes 291 amino acids. NCBI's taxonomy places the organism in Eukaryota, Metazoa, Arthropoda, Insecta, Orthoptera, Acrididae. The record is from RefSeq and is a predicted model, not a curated record.